AGAUGGAGACGAAACGGCACGCAGAUUCGUGGAAAUAGCAGCACCGCUGGGUGGCACAAAAGGCUCGAGUCUAUCAGUCUGAGAAUCAGUUUCAAGAGUACGCGAUCGAGUUGACGAAGAAACGUAGGUAAGCAAGUACAUGGCUCUUGGCUCGAACAACGAUGGCUUCGCAGACCGAUGAUCCAUAUCUGGAAACUGCUGCCGAUCCUACUGCCAACACGAGUAAAGGAACAAGAACAGACGGAUUUGGCAAAUUGCUGAUACGAUUUCUCUCAAUCUACUGGAGAUCGUUCGUGAUCGCACUAUGGCCACUGAUUCUGUUACCUAUCGUCGUCGUCGAUACUACCGAGGUAAUAGCGACGCGAUGCUUGUACGUGGUUGGUUUGAUGGCAAUGUUUUGGAUGACCGAGGUGCUCCCCUUACCAAUCACAGGUUUAAUUCCUGUCGUCCUCUAUCCACUGAUGGGCAUAAUGAAUACCGCCGACACCUGCACCUGUUACAUGAACGACACUACGAUGAUGUUUAUCGGUAGCAUGGUGAUUGCAAUCGUUAUCGAAAACUCCGGCCUGCAUAUGCGCAUCGCGCUAUUAAUCAUCAAAGUGAUCGGCUGCAGCCAUCGAAGCCGCGUAGCCACGGAUAGAUAUUAUGUUACAUAUUAUGUAAAACGUGCAUAUCGUACAAUGUCUAGGCUAACGUUGGGCUUGUUCUGCGUGACCAUGUUUCUCUCCAUGUGGAUUUCAAAUACCGCUGCUACCACCAUGAUGUUACCCAUAGUCGAGACCGUUCUGUUGGAGCUCGAAGCAGUAAGUAAGCGAUUAAAUAUUCGCUCAAAUCGUAAUAUUUCGACUUUCCACUCAUUCGAUGAAUUUCAUGCCCUUUCCUUUGCACUUUCACAGCAAGGUUUGGGUAACAUGUUCGAUCAGGAGGAGAACAGCUGCGGCGAAGAGGGAACAGCCGAACCGACAAAGAAACCGACUCAUACCACCAUGGUUUAUUAUCUCGUGACGGCAUACGCUUCUAGUCUGGGUGGCAUUGGCACGUUGGUCGGGACAGGCACCAACUUGACGUUAAAAGGAUUCUUUGAGAAGCGAUUCCCAAACAGUUCGGGUAUCAGUCUGGCAUCUUGGAUGCUUUACUCUGUUCCACCGAUGCUUCUCAUGGGUUUCCUCACGUGGCUUUGGCUUCAAGUUAUGUACAUGGGAAUGUUCAGACCGGACAGCAAAGAUGCACGAGCCAUUAAUAUUGGGCUGCAAGGAGAGAAAGUUGCAGCAACUGUGAUUGAGAAAAAAUACAAGGAACUCGGUCCAAUUACGUGGCACGAGUCCGCUGUUGGCAUUCUUUUCUUUACAGUUGUACUCCUGUGGUUCUUUAGAAAUCCUGGAUUCAUAGACGGCUGGCCAAGUUAUCUUACCAAUUUACACGUGAAAGAUUCGACAGCGGCCGCUUGCGUCACCAUUCUUUUCUUUGUACUGCCGUCCAAACUAGAUUUCCUCCGAGCGUUUGACUCGGAUCCGAUUAAUCGUCCAACCAAACCGUCGCCGGGCAUGAUUAGUUGGAAAAUGAUCAAUCAGAAGAUGCAUUGGAGUUUGAUCCUAGUUUUGGGUGGUGGAUUUGCCAUUUCAGCUGGAAGCACCAGUUCCAACCUUUCCUCUAUCGUUGGAAAUGCUCUUGUUGCUUUAAAAUUAAUACAUCCAUUUGCAAUAUUGGUCAUUGUAUGUGUGUUUGCGGAAACUGUGACAGAACUGACAUCUAACGUCGCAGUUGCAAACAUUAUCUUGCCAGUUUUGGCAGAGAUGUGCGUCGCUUUACGGAUACAUCCACUCUUCUUGAUGAUGCCAGCUUCUCUGUGUUGCUCUUUCUCGUUUCACUUGCCAGUAGGCACACCGCCAAAUGCAAUCGCUACCGCAGCAGGUCACAUAAAAACUAGAGAUAUCGCGAUAGCUGGAAUAGGACCUACCGUUAUAACGCUUCUAGUUACAACAAUUGCAUUUUCUACUUGGGGCACGUAUAUUUUUAACUUGUCCGAGUUUCCUCACUGGGCAAUUUAACGCUGCACUUGUGCGUUCAGUUACAACUUACAUACAUCAUUUUCAUUCGAUCAACACUUUGAACACUUUGAACAUUUUGAAAUGUCAAACACGAGUAGUUGGUUUAUACUGUCAUCGAGUAGCGUAUGAACUAACUGGAAGGUUAUAAAUACCGUUUGACAAAAAUAUCAAAUCUACCGGAGUAACAAGAAACAUUACUCACGUAACAGCUAAUUUGUCUAGCUGAAUACGUCAAAUGUAUAAUUUUCAUAACAAUACGAGAAACGAAAGAUACGACCCAAAAAUAAAAUAAAUAAGAGUAAAUGGUGGACUUACCAUCCACAGCUGUGUCAUAACCUA
Molecule: messenger RNA, 2387 nt
Organism: Heterotrigona itama
Lineage: Eukaryota; Metazoa; Arthropoda; Insecta; Hymenoptera; Apidae
Source: the annotation of a GenBank genome assembly